Molecule: messenger RNA, 1185 nt
Organism: Tarenaya hassleriana
Lineage: Eukaryota; Viridiplantae; Streptophyta; Magnoliopsida; Brassicales; Cleomaceae
Product: transcription factor RAX3-like
Exons: 3
Coding region: 139-1053 (304 amino acids)
Source: RefSeq, a predicted model, not a curated record
AUCACAAUAAUCUCUCUCUCUCUCUCUCUCUCUUCUUCUUCUUCUUCUUCAAAAGCUCAUGUUGUUUCAGUAGCGAACAUCUUGUUUGACCAAAGUCAAAGGUCGUAAAUUUCACCGGAAAAAGAAGAGAGAAGAGAGAUGGGAAGAGCACCUUGUUGCGACAAGGCCAAUGUAAAGAAAGGGCCAUGGUCUCCUGAAGAAGAUGCUAAGCUCAAAUCCCACAUAGAGACGCAUGGCACAGGCGGUAAUUGGAUCGCUUUGCCUCACAAGAUCGGGUUGAGGAGAUGUGGAAAGAGUUGCCGUCUAAGGUGGUUGAACUACCUAAGGCCGAAUAUAAGGCAUGGAGGCUUCUCCCAAGAGGAAGAUAACAUCAUUUGCAGCCUCUACAUUAGCAUUGGAAGCAGGUGGUCUGCUAUUGCAUCACAAUUACCGGGAAGAACGGAUAACGAUAUAAAGAACUACUGGAACACGAGGCUGAAGAAGAGGUUCCUCGGUAACCAACUGAACAGCAGCGGUUACAUGAACAUGACGAAGCAAGGAGUGGACAAAGAUGCCAUGGUUACAUCUUCUAUCACUAGCAUCAACCAUAACAUCCAUGAUCAUGAUGUCAAGGAAAAACCUCCUUAUUGGGAAAGAGAAUUCCCUUGCAAUCUCCCAAACCAAUCUUUACCCUUCAAAGACUUUCUCUUCGAGCCGGAUGGGCGCUUCUCCAGUGGAGAUGACAGUCAAGGACUGAUGGCCGAUGGGAAUAGCUUCUCAUCAUUCCGACCCAUUCCUUCUCCAUUGCAUCCGGCCUCAUCCAUGAACCAUACAACGCCUCAGAUACAUUUCCAAACCCGAUUUGGUACUGAUCAAAGCGAGACGGGUUUUCAGGCAAUGCAAGGGCGGAGCGAGAUCAACCACAGCGAAGUGUUUCCGUUUACCGACACAAUGACUUGUGAAGCAAGUAACACCGGUUCUUGGGGUUACUUCACAUCUCUAAUGACUCUCCCACCUCUUUGCCCUUCAUCAGAUAACUACAACCUUACUAUGCAUCCAAAGGUAUUGCACUAGCAGAUUGUGGCCUUCGGAUAGAUGAACCUUGGGUUUUAUCUUUCCGUAAAUACCGAUCGGUGUUGCAGUUAGUAGUGUAAUUACCUCUUGGAUGUAUAAAUUAAUGAAAUAUUAAGAUACAGAAAUGAAUGG